AUGGCGCAGGCGGGACGCUUGGGCCGCAUGAGGCUGCCCUGGCAGAACGUCCUGUGCGUGUGCGUCUGCGCUGUUCGCGUCCACCUGCUGUCCGCCUGCAAGAGCGGCUGCGAGUCGGAUCCGCUCGGCGACGGCUUCGUCAAGCGUGUGGGCAGCGAGCUGGUCGACGAGGGUGACAAGAAGUUCCGCUUCGCCUCGAUCAACGCGCCCAAUCUUCACAGAGUGGAGGUCGAACCAAAACCAGCUGAGUGUUCCCUCCGAAAGUGCUCCGUCGAAGAGUGGGUUCGUGCUCCCUCGGAGUACGAGAUACGGGAUACCCUCUGCAGCAUUCGGCAAAUGGGCGCUAGCGUGACGAGGAUUUAUACCUUCUCAUACGGAGAUGGCCCUGGCUUUCAUGUAAAUCGCGACGGUGUUUUGAACGAGGCUUGGUUUCGAGUCUUCGACCAGAUGCUGGCAAUUGCGCGCGACGUGGGCGUAAGAUUGAUAGUGCCGUUAAUCAAUACAAAUUGGAUCGAAGGGUGGGGUUCUGUGUAUGAAUAUGGCGACUGGGCCAACGAAGCAGGGUACAGCUUCUUCCGCUCGCAAUCGCAACGGGCCAUGUUCAAGGCAACGAUUGAGCUGAUCUUGAAUCGGAACAACUCGCUCACUGGGCGGAGGUAUGCAGAUGACUCGUCGAUUCUCGCCUGGGAGCUGGGCAACGAACUGACAGAUGAUGAAUUUCAUGGGUUCCCGGUACCUGUGGAGUGGACCCGGGAUGUCGCGCGCCACAUUCGGAAAUUUGAUCGUAACCAUUUGUUGAUGGAUGGCGGGUUCUUUUCCACUCAAGUGCUCGCCGUGACAGAGAUCGACAUCGUCGGUUCGGGCUGGCGGAUUAUGCCCAACCGUAUUUGA
Molecule: messenger RNA, 891 nt
Organism: Prorocentrum cordatum
Lineage: Eukaryota; Dinophyceae; Prorocentrales; Prorocentraceae
Source: the annotation of a GenBank genome assembly